AUGGAGUGGAAACACGCUAGACAACUAUGGCCACAAUACAAGUACCACACAAGUAUUCCAGAAUUCACUCCAAUCGAACCAUACAUCCCCAAAAGUUUUGCCACCGAGGUUUUCCGCGCGAUAGAGGAAGCCGAAGUUGACACAUGUCCGUUAAACGCCGCAGCCGAUGAGGCCAAGGUUGUUGCUUGGAUGCAAGCCAUUCUUGUCAAGAUCAGCAACCUUUUCAACGGUACUAUCACUAACGAUGCCGUGGGUGCUAGUAAAGGUCGCAUCGAGUUCAUAUACAUGGUACUCGAACUUUGUGUUAUAGUCGUUUUGGGAGGAAAAUGCGGAGGGAUUGCAAGGAAUAACUACGCGCAAAUGAUGACUGAAUUAGAGGGUUGUGCCAUGCAAAAUGUAUCACGUGGACUACAUCUUGACAUUUUGCAUGGUGUUCUGGCUUCACAGUCAGAGUGGUACUUUUGGACUUACGAUGGACAAGGCUUCCAAGUCUCGGAAGUCAUUGUUCCCUUUCACCGUAACGAGAAACAGGAAGUAUUGAACAGAUUGAGAAUAACCUCGCGACUGCUUGGUCAGUUUUUAAAUGGAUACUGUUCGGCUCUUUGUGCUUUCAUUCAACGGAGCGAAGAAGUGGGUUUACAACAAAGGCAAGAACAAUUUCAUCCCAGCCAUCGAAAGUGGCAAGAAGCCAGUGUUCUUGCCGAACAAGCCAAAGUGAAGGCUCUCUCAGCCAAAAAUGAAGAAGAUUUUGCAGUUUUCAAAUCUCUAUUGAACCAAAGCUUUGACGCCCUUCCGGAAGAACACCAACCUCAAUUGUGA
Molecule: messenger RNA, 819 nt
Organism: Puccinia triticina
Lineage: Eukaryota; Fungi; Basidiomycota; Pucciniomycetes; Pucciniales; Pucciniaceae
Exons: 5
Coding region: 1-819 (272 amino acids)
Source: RefSeq, a predicted model, not a curated record